Mesorhabditis belari is the source of this 363-nucleotide messenger RNA. Lineage: Eukaryota; Metazoa; Nematoda; Chromadorea; Rhabditida; Rhabditidae. The record is from the annotation of a GenBank genome assembly.
AUGAUCUUGUUUUUAAUUUUCCCACCAAUUCUCACUCUCAGCUGCUAUUCGGGAACGAGUUACACGCCAGGUGGUGAUUUCGCCGAUAAACAAGUGGAUUGUUCAUCGUCCCAGUAUUGCUACAAUGCCACCGCUGACAUCAGUGUGACAGCUUUUCGAACGGGCGGAUGCGGAAAUUCGUAUCUGUGCAUGGCAGCUAAAGAUAAAUGUGUACAAAGCUCUGUGCUCGGCUUUUCUGCAACAUUAUGUUGUUGUAGCAUUGAUGGCUGUAACUCGGCUAGAGCCAACAUGAACACUCUUGAAAAAGGCGCCUCGAUCUUUCGAGAUGUGAUCACUCGAAUAGGCAAUCAACAAUCUUUGGGA